Molecule: messenger RNA, 1613 nt
Organism: Rhinichthys klamathensis goyatoka
Lineage: Eukaryota; Metazoa; Chordata; Actinopteri; Cypriniformes; Leuciscidae
Gene: gpr27
Product: G protein-coupled receptor 27
Exons: 1
Coding region: 363-1481 (372 amino acids)
Biological process (GO): G protein-coupled receptor signaling pathway
Cellular component (GO): plasma membrane
Molecular function (GO): G protein-coupled receptor activity
Source: RefSeq, a predicted model, not a curated record
GAUGCGUACGUACUGUUGUUUAUUCAAAAAUAAUGUUUCGAUGAAGCGUCUUGGGUUGUUUUCGGCCUACACGAGCGCGAUUUUCAGAUCGUCGGAUCAAUGGAGAGUGAGACGGAUACGUGUUUAUUAGGGUGUCUUUUCUUCGACAAAUAAUGGAUUACCCCGCAUCUGGUUUGAGGAAUGAAGAAUCGUGCGUCGCUGACAUGAAACAAAACGAUGUCUUGGAUCUCCAAACGGCUAGAGGUAUGGUCAUAUAAAAGACUCAUCUGAUUGUUAACGGCUGAUAUUUUGUAUAUCAAACUGGGGGACCAGGACUGCUUAAUGUCGGAUUACAAAGCCCAGGCUGGGUUGUGCUUGCACAGAUGGCGAACACAAGUGAUCCAGGGGGAAGCAACCCCUCGCUCCAGAAUUAUGCCAUCACUGCGUCUGCGGUCAAACUGGCGUCUUUGGGGCUCAUCACCUGCAUCAGCCUGCUCGGGAACACCGUGCUCUCCGUGCUGGUGCUGAAAGACAGCUCGCUCCACAAGGCUCCAUAUUACUUCCUCCUAGACCUGUGCGUCGCAGACAUCAUCCGCUCGGCUGUGUGCUUCCCGUUCGUGAUGAUCUCCAUCAACAGCGGCUCCCUAUGGAGCUACAGCAUCCUCAGCUGCAAGAUCAUUGCGUUCAUGGCCGUCUUGUUCUGCUUCCACAUCGCGUUUCUCCUGUUCUGCGUCAGCGUUACGCGCUAUAUGGCCAUCGCGCACCACAGGUUCUACUCCAAACGCAUGACGCUAUGGACAUGCGUCGCGGUGAUAUGUAUGGUGUGGACGCUUUCAGUCGCCAUGGCAUUUCCACCUGUCUUCGACGUCGGGACCUACAAAUUUAUUCGCGAGGAAGAGCAGUGCGUAUUCGAGCACAGAUACGUGAAAGCCAACGACACGCUGGGCUUCAUGCUCAUGCUGGCUGUGAUUGUGGCCACGACGCACGUCGUGUAUGUAAAAAUGCUGUGUUUUGUUUACGACCACCGUAAAAUGAAACCCGCGCAGCUGGUUCCGGCUAUCAGCCAGAACUGGACCUUUCACGGACCUGGCGCGACGGGCCAGGCCGCUGCCAACUGGAUCGCGGGGUUUGGACGCGGUCCGACGCCGCCGACGUUAGUGGGCAUCAGACAAGCGUCACACAACGCCAACAACCGGAGGCUGCUCGUGCUGGACGAGUUCAAGAUGGAGAAACGGAUAGGAAAGAUGUAUUACAUGAUAACGCUGGCGUUUCUGCUGUUCUGGGCGCCCUACAUUGUCUCGUGCUACAUCCGGGUGUUUGUGAAGGGAAACGCGCUUCCUCAGGUGUUCCUGACCGCGGCCGUGUGGUUGACGUUCGCCCAAGCGGGGGCGAACCCCAUCAUAUGUUUCAUAUUCAAUAAGGAGUUGAGGAUGAGAUUCCGAGCCUGUUUGCCGUGUUGCCUGACUACACAAACCCCCAUGGAGCCCUACUGUGUGAUUUGAAGUGUUCUACUCACUUGUUUUCACCUGCUCUGCCUGCUCGUCAACAUUCAGUGGCCCCAAAAAGUAGUGAGACCGGGGAGUGUUUAAACGUCUUAUUUUGAUUAUAAUAUUCCCAUAUUUGUCUUCUUCGAA